This is a messenger RNA of Penaeus chinensis, 3010 nucleotides long. RefSeq names its product peroxisomal acyl-coenzyme A oxidase 1-like. Gene Ontology annotation, biological process: lipid homeostasis; fatty acid beta-oxidation using acyl-CoA oxidase. Gene Ontology annotation, cellular component: peroxisome. Gene Ontology annotation, molecular function: acyl-CoA oxidase activity; FAD binding; fatty acid binding. The transcript has 15 exons. The coding region runs from base 374 to 2383 and encodes 669 amino acids. Lineage: Eukaryota; Metazoa; Arthropoda; Malacostraca; Decapoda; Penaeidae. The record is from RefSeq and is a predicted model, not a curated record.
AAAAUCUAUAACCAGUAUGUUCCCUGUUUGUCCAAGAAUAAGGUUUAAUUUUAAUGGAGCUUAUUAAACUUAAUGUAAGUCGAUGUUCAGAAAAGAUUAGCAUGAAGAUAGAUGAGAAAUUAGGCCAAGCCCAUAAAGACCACAGGAAUCAACACUAAUAACCAAAAUAAGCAAUCGGCAGAAAGUGAUAAGAUAGCCUGAGUUGCUCAUGAAUAUCCGCUGAUCAAUCCUUGCUUUUCUUACGUCGAUAAAAGCUCAACGAUUCUUUGGCUUCGUGCACCAGUAAAGGCAAUAAAAUUUCCGCUGUAUUGAUAUUGAGCACUAAGCUUCACCUGCAAACCCUGAAUAAACCUUGGAAUUAACACACAGCAGCAUGUCCAUUAUGAAGCAGCAGUGUGUGUCGGACCUAGAAAAUGAGAGGAAAAACUGCUCCUUUGAUAAAGAGGAGUUGACCAAUAUCAUAGAUGGUGGGGUUGAGAAGACUCAGUUUAGAAGAAGACUUGAGGAAUAUUUUCUCCGUGACCCUGAGUUUUUGGACAGCAUCGGGCCUGACUACAUGAGUCAUGAAGAUCGCUAUGCAAAUGAGCUCCGCAAGGCUUGCCACAUGAUUCACAAAUUUUCAGAGAAUGAGGAAAUAAACCAAGUUAUAGGUCGUCCAGAUGGAGUGAGGAGUAUCAUGGGAUUGGGUUUUCUUGGAGCACUGACAAGAGAUGGCAACCCUCUGCAGCUGCAUCUUGGCAUGUUCAUCCCAACACUAAUUGGACAAGGAACUCCUGAACAGCAAGAGAAGUGGCUGGGCAAAGCGGUCCUUGGAGAAAUCAUAGGAACUUACGCCCAAACAGAGAUGGGCCAUGGCACCUUUCUGCGAGGCUUGGAGACAACUGCGACCUAUGAUCCAUCGACUCAGGAAUUCAUUCUUCACACUCCAACCAUCACAGCUACGAAAUGGUGGCCAGGAGGAUUGGGUAAAACAGCAAAUUACGCAGUUGUCAUGGCUCAGUUGUAUACGAAAAGACAGUGUUAUGGACCCCAUCCCUUCCUUGUGCAGUUAAGAGAUGAAACGACGCAUCAGUCCCUCCCAGGUCUGACUGUUGGAGAGAUUGGGCCAAGACUUGGUAUGAACACGUCUGAUAAUGGCUUCCUUAGGUUUGACCAUUUCCGUAUUCCACGCACAAAUAUGCUAAUGAAGCAUUCACAAGUUUUGGAGGACGGAACAUAUGUGAAGCCUUUGAGUAGUAAAUUAGCGUAUGGCACAAUGGUGUAUGUGAGGGUUGGCAUAUGCUUCUACUCAUGCCACUUGCUUCAGAAAGCUGUAACAAUUGCCACGCGUUAUUCUGCUGUGCGCCAUCAGUCAGAAAUGCUUCCUGGAAUGCCAGAACCACAGAUUCUAGACUAUCAAACCCAGCAGUAUAAAGUCCUGCCACAAAUUGCGACGGUGUUUGCCUUGCUGUUCUCUGCUCGCAGUGUUGGUGACAUGUUCGUUGAGGCCACGAAGAGCAUGAACGAAGGCAGCUUGGCCCUGUUACCUGAACUGCAUGCACUCUCAUGUGGCCUCAAAGCCCUUAGUUCUACGGAUUCCACAUCAGGCAUUGACAUCUGCCGUCUCUCAUGUGGUGGGCAUGGGUAUUUGGCUUCAUCAAGUUUCCCACGUCUUUACACCCUCUGUACUGCUACUAUGACCUAUGAGGGUGAAAAUACUGUCUUAUGGCUUCAGGUCGCCAGGUACAUCAUCAAGUCUUAUCAGGCAGCUAAGAGUGGGAAAGUUGUAGGUCCUUCAGUGGCUUACUUAGUUGGUAAAAACACGACGGAUGUAAAAACUGAUCUGUCUAAUGCUGGCCUUUUAGAAGCAUGUAGAAAGUCGGUAUGCGCAAUUGUGGCAGAAGUGGAAUCAAGAUUGCAGCAUUUGUGCAGUAAAGGGCAAGAUUUUCAUCAUGCUUGGAACAACAUGUCUGUCUUCCUUGUUAAGUGUGCUCAGGUACAUACACGGUACUAUGUGUGUGAGCAGUAUGUGCAGAUCAUUGAGAACCUCAAGCUGAGUGAUGGAUUAAGGGCAGUCUUGAGGAACCUGUGCCGGUUGUAUGUAGUAAAUCACAUCAUAGUCCACCAGGGUGACUUCCUUAGGUGUGGUGCUUUAUCAGCAAGUGAUAUGAAUGCAUUGGAGGAAGAGAUGAGUGAUCUUCUGGCAGCUCUACGACCCCAGGCAGUCUCCAUUGUUGAUGCUUUUGACCUGGACGACUUCAUUCUCGACUCUGUUCUUGGCAGCAGGGAUGGAAAUGUGUAUCAGAGGUUAUAUGACGAGGCUCUGAAAAGUCCCCUGAAUCAGAAGGAUGUUCCCGAUGCCUAUUAUAAGUACUUGCGCCCUUUGAUGAAGGCUAAUCUCUGAGUGGUGAAUGGAGUCAUCUGUCCUGUAGAGUCAAAAAAGGGACUUAGCUGAUUGACGAAACUCCACCAGAAGUGUGUCACUCCAAUUUUAUUACAGAGCUACUGUAAUCUCAGUUUUCUUCUUUGUUGUUUUAAAGCUUUUAGGAUAUCCAAUUAUGAAUUUGUAAUUCUGUGAAAGUAUGUUGUAUUUUACAGACAGAAUAUUUAUCUAUUUAUCUAUCUGUAUAUGUAUAUGUAUAUGUAUAUAUUUUUUAUGUUCUUUUAGUUGAAUUACAGAAUUAUGCUUUUUAUAGUUGAUUUUAAGGAGGCAGAAAUAAUGCCUAUUCAUAUGGUUGUACUUUCCAGAUUUUUUUACAUUUUUACUAAUGAUUACUUAGUCACAACUUGUGAACUCCAGAUUAUGCUAUCCUCAUAAAGAUUUUUUUAUGUGACAAAAGUAAUUGUUUCAGGUCAGAAAAGAGGAAAAUUGGUGUGAUGUUAACUUUUGGAAGUGGAUUUUAUAUAAUUUAAAUAUAUGGGUUUUGAUAACAAAGUCAUAGUAAUUAUUACUAAUUUUGUAUAUAGAGAGAUUUAGCAAUACAUAUAGUAUUCCUUUAAAACAAUAUAUAAUACUCUGCAUUUAAUUUUU